GGGACGUUCAAUGAGAGGCGCGAGCGGUUCGGAACCCACGUUUGCGCAGUUUCCCGUUGGUAGGUGGAGCUGCCGUCAGUGCCGAAUACACCCAUCGGGAACCAAGUCGUGUUUAGUGCAGUGAUCCCACAGGGUGAUUCCUCAACCGGCGGUUUAAUUCGACCUGGGAAAAAGCUCCGGAGAUGAACCGAAUCCCAGCGGUCCUCGGGAUCCUCCUCGUCGCCACUUCACCUAGCGUCACGGGUUUGCAAGAUGGGAUCAGCGGCGGCCCCGUUUCGCAUUUUGAACCUCAAGUGGCGAUCUUAUGCGACGCCGGAAUUCACGGCCAGGAGGCCUAUCACCCUCAAUAUAUGGCCGAACAGGGGAAAUGGACCACCGAUUUAACAUCGAAGGCCACCUGUCUCAAAGACAAAAUGGACAUUCUGGAUUAUUGUAAAAAGAUGUACCCAAAACGAGAUAUAACGAAUAUAGUAGAAAGCAGCCAUUAUUUAAAAAUAGGAUCGUGGUGUAGAGUUGGAUCGACAUCAGGAUCGCAAUCUAGAGGAAAAUGCAAAACGGCAAGAUGGGUGAAACCAUUCCGGUGCUUAGAGGGUCCGUUUCAAUCGGAUGCACUUUUGGUACCCGAAAACUGUCUUUUCGAUCACAUUCACAACCAGAGUAACUGCUGGACAUUCGGAAGAUGGAAUACGACAGCCGCAAACGCUUGCGUUGAAAGAGGUCUUCAACUUCGAUCGUUUGCCAUGCUUUUACCGUGUGGAAUAUCACUUUUUAGCGGUGUCGAAUUUGUUUGUUGUCCAAAACAUUUUAAAGACAACUUAAAACCAAAGAAACCGGUUGAUCUAACACUUCUAAAAUCAGAUGCUGAAAUAAUGGAUACAGAAGACGAUGAUGAUUCGUCAGAUGAAGAAGAUGAUAAAGACGACUUAGACGACCUAGCGGAUGAAACCGAACUCUCCGACGCUCCAAAUCCCGAAGACGAAGAAGAAGACGAUGAUGAUUACGAUGACGAAGACGAAGAUUGGGAUACAACGUCAACAAGUACCGCAGCAACGGUCAAACCAACACCAGCCCCAACAACAACAACCACAACAAUGAAAACGACGUCCGUUCCCACCCCCGAUCCAUAUUUCACCCAUUUCGACCCAAGGAACGAACAUCAAAGUUACAAGGAGGCUCAAGAAAGGCUGGAAGAAACCCAUAGAGAAAAAGUGACGAGGGUGAUGAAAGAUUGGUCCGAUUUAGAAGAGAGGUAUCAAGAUAUGAGGGCGACGGAUCCACGGGGGGCGGAUGCUUUUAAACAAAGAAUGACGUUGAGAUUUCAACAAACGGUUCAAGCUUUAGAGGAGGAAGGUGACGCGGAGAAACACCAAUUAGCGGCGAUGCAUCAGCAAAGAGUUUUGGCCCAUAUCAAUCAAAGAAAAAAGGAAGCGAUGGGUUGUUACACCCAAGCUUUAAACGACCAACCACCCAACGUCCAUAGGGUUCAAAAAUGUCUUCAAAAAUUAUUAAGGGCCCUCCAUAAAGAUCGCGCUCACACCAUCACGCAUUAUCGUCACCUUUUAGCGAGCAGCUUAGAAGCUGCAGCAAGAGAACAACCAAGAACUUUAGAAAGAUUAACGGACAUUGACAAAACGGUUAAUCAAAGCAUGCAGAUGUUAAAGCGAUACCCGGAAUUAUCCACGAAAAUAUCUCAAUUAAUGGACGAUUACAUUCAAGCUCUUCGUUCUAAAGACGACACACCUGGUUCUUUACUCGCUAUGACCACCGAAGCGGAAGCCGCGAUUUUAGAUAAAUACAAAACGGAAGUUGUUAGUAAACAAGCAGAAAGAGAGAGGCAGAGGCAACAAGAAAAAGAAAGAAAAGAAAUGAGGAAGAAAGAAAGAACGGAACUUAGGGAGGAAAAGAAACGAGUUGAGAACGCUUUGGGAAAGAAAAUUAGUAACUUUGAUAGUGAAGAUAUGGAAGAUGAAUCUAUUAUUCCAGCAGAAGAUAAGACAACAAUUUCUUCGACAUCAUCCGAAAACGUAGUUUCUGAAGUUGUCAGUAACGCGAUAACUACUCCAGAAGAAAAUCGAAGGGAAGUAGAUGAUGCUGCCGUUCAACAAGCGGUAGAAGAAGUCGCUGCUGUUCCGCAUCAACAAGAUGUGAUUAGAAUUGCGCAUUCGAUGACUCAUGAAAUAAGCCAUGGAGAACCUACAUAUUCAGUACAUAGAGAAGUUUAUGGUCGUAAAGAUAGCAAAAGUGUUUAUUUCACUUUAGCAUUUGCCGGAAUGGCAUUAAUGGCAGCAAUAGUUGUGGGAGUAGCCGUAGCGAAACGUAGAUCAUCUCGUUCGCCUCAAAGUCAAGGAUUUAUCGAGGUAGAUCAAGCGGCCACGCCAGAAGAGAGACACGUGGCUAACAUGCAAAUAAACGGCUACGAAAACCCAACUUACAAAUACUUUGAAGUUAAAGAAUAAAUUUGUAGGAGCUUAUUGUAUUAUAUAAAAAAGAGCAGGUGAGAGAUUCAGUUUUAAUUAUAAAGUCAUUUUAUUCCCUUUGCGCUUUAUUAUUUAAUGAAUUUGUUUUUUGUGAUCAUAAAAAGCUUAGUUGAUAUAAAACAACCAUUCCAUGAGUUAUUAUUAUUGUUAAUUAAUUAAUUAAUUACAUAAUUAUUGAGACCUUUUUGUUGUACUUAAUGUAUUUUUGUAUUAUUAUUAUUUAGUAUCUAGGUACUCUGCGCUGAUAAUAAUUAAUUAAAAUUGAUAUUGAUUGUAAUAAGUAUAAUUGGUAUAAAUAUAUGCAAAAUACUAAUAAGAGUAUAAAAUUAAAAGAAAAAAGGAAUUUCACGAGAUAGAAACGACGAGAAUUAAGAAAAUUCAAAAAGAUUGCAUAUAACAGUCCAUGUUUACAUAAUAUAUACAUAAUAAUAUAUAUUUGUAA
Molecule: messenger RNA, 2919 nt
Organism: Onthophagus taurus
Lineage: Eukaryota; Metazoa; Arthropoda; Insecta; Coleoptera; Scarabaeidae
Product: amyloid-beta-like protein
Biological process (GO): central nervous system development; axonogenesis
Cellular component (GO): neuron projection; neuronal cell body; membrane
Molecular function (GO): transition metal ion binding; heparin binding
Source: RefSeq, a predicted model, not a curated record